This is a messenger RNA of Drosophila miranda, 1214 nucleotides long. RefSeq names its product sphingosine-1-phosphate lyase-like. Gene Ontology annotation, molecular function: pyridoxal phosphate binding; sphinganine-1-phosphate aldolase activity. NCBI's taxonomy places the organism in Eukaryota, Metazoa, Arthropoda, Insecta, Diptera, Drosophilidae. Gene Ontology annotation, biological process: sphingolipid catabolic process; carboxylic acid metabolic process. Gene Ontology annotation, cellular component: endoplasmic reticulum. The transcript is spliced from 4 exons. The record is from RefSeq and is a predicted model, not a curated record. Bases 1 to 1137 code for a protein of 378 amino acids.
AUGAAGGACCUACUGAUUUUCCUCACUCUGCUAACCUCGACGCGCGCGCUGGUCAAGUUGAAUGACUACACUAACGCGGACUAUAUCCCAAUAGCGGACGGGGACGCCAUCAUUUGGGCCAACCACGGAUACCUGCACCACACUGCGAACGUGACUUCAUACGAAGAUUACGUCGUGCCACGCACCGCGCAUGCGGCCUUCAACAAGGGUGGCCAAUACUUCAACAUCCAUGUGAGAUCUGUGGACGUCGAUCCGGAGACCUUCGAGGUCGACAUGAAGAAGUUCAAGCGUGCCAUCAAUAGGAACACCAUUCUGCUGGUUGGCUCUGCUCCCAAUUUCCCCCACGGCACUAUCGACGACAUCGAAGCCAUCGCCGCUCUGGGCGUAAAGUACGACAUUCCCGUCCACGUAGACGCCUGCCUGGGGAGCUUUGUGGUGGCACUGGUCCGCAAUGCCGGCUACAAGCUGCGUCCCUUUGACUUUGACGUUAAGGGCGUAACCAGCAUCUCUGCCGACACGCACAAAUACGGAUUUGCUCCAAAGGGAUCGUCGGUGAUCCUGUACUCUGAGAAGAAGUUCAAGGAUCACCAGUUCGCCGUGACCACCGACUGGCCAGGCGGCGUCUACGGCUCACCCACUGUAAAUGGUUCCCGUGCCGGAGGCAUCAUCGCCGCCUGCUGGGCCACCAUGAUGAGCUUCGGCUACGAUGGCUAUUUGGAGGCUACCAAGCGCAUUGUGGACACGGCUCGCUACAUUGAGAGGGGUGUCCGCGACAUCGAUGGCCUGUUUGUGUUUGGCAAGCCAGCCACUUCCGUCAUUGCCUUUGGAUCGAAUGUGUUUGAUAUCUUCCGACUGUCGGACUCGCUCUGCAAGCUCGGCUGGAACCUGAAUGCCCUGCAGUUCCCCUCUGGUAUCCACAUCUGCGUCACGGACAUGCACACCCAGGCCGGAGUGGCAGACAAUUUCAUUGCCGACGUUCGCAGCUGCACGGCGGAGAUCAUGAAGGAUCCUGGCCAGCCCGUGGUCGGAAAGAUGGCCCUGUACGGCAUGGCCCAGAGCAUACCCGACCGCUCGGUAAUUGGCGAGGUGACCCGCCUCUUCCUGCACUCCAUGUACUACACGCCCAGCCAGAAGUAGGCAUCUGCCUCAGCUACUCUUCCUACAGCUCCCACCCAUGCAAGCAUUUCAUCUGCAGUGCUACUGUUUUUAGAAUC